GAUAGAUACACAGAUAGAGAGAGAGAGAGAGAGAGAUGUCGUGUCUGGCAUCGUGCUGUGCGUCGAUGACGUGCGGGCUCUGUUCAUCGGUGGCAUCUGGCAUCACAAAACGCUCUGCUAGAAUCGCUUACUGCGCCCUCUUUGGUUUUUCUCUAAUUGUUUCUUGGAUUCUCAGAGAGGUCGCUGCGCCUCUUCUCAAACACUUCUCUUGGAUAAAUACUUCAGAUAACCUGUCGAAUGAAUGGUUCCAGAUGCAGGCUGUCCUUCGUGUCAGCUUGGGGAACUUUUUGUUUUUUGGAAUAUUAGCAGUUAUAAUGAUUGGGAUCAAAGAUCAAAAUGACAGACGUGAUUCUUGGCAUCACGGUGGAUGGGUUGUUAAGAUGCUCGUUUGGGCUUUGCUAGUCAUCCUCAUGUUUUUCCUACCCAAUGUCGUCAUAACAGUGUAUGGAGUACUUUCAAAAUUUGGUGCUGGGUUGUUUUUGUUGGUCCAAGUCAUAAUACUGUUAGAUGCCACACAUUCAUGGAACGAUUCAUGGGUUGCUAAGGAUGAGCAAAAGUGGUACCUCGCCUUGCUUGCUGUAUCAGUAGCAUGUUAUAUUGCAACAUUUACGUUUUCUGGGUUACUGUUCAUAUGGUUCAAUCCAUCCGGGCAUGACUGUGGACUCAAUGUGUUUUUCCUUGUAAUGACCAUGAUUCUUGCAUUCCUUUUUGCCGUCUUUGCUUUACAUCCCAAGGUUAAUGGCAGCCUCUUGCCCGCAUCUGUUAUAUCCGUGUAUUGUGCUUACGUGUGUUACACGGGUCUCUCUAGCGAACCUCGAGAUUACGUUUGCAAUGCCCUUCACAACAAGUCCAAAGCCGUAACAACGAGCACCCUUGUUCUUGGGAUGCUUACUACAGUCCUUUCAGUUCUGUAUUCCGCACUUCGUGCAGGCUCGUCAACUACCUUUCUGUCCCCUCCAUCUUCCCCUAGAGCAGGUGGUGAUAAGAAACCCCUUUUAGAAUCGGACGAGCUUGAAUCAGGCAAAGGAAAGGAGAUAAUAGCAAGUCCAGUCAGCUACUCGUACACAUUCUUCCAUCUGAUAUUUGCUCUAGCAAGCAUGUACUCAGCCAUGCUUUUGUCUGGAUGGACGAGUAAUUCUGAUAAUCCGGACCUCAUUGAUGUGGGCUGGACCUCUGUUUGGGUCCGUAUAUGCACUGAAUGGGUCACGGCUGGGCUUUACCUUUGGUCUCUUGUGGCUCCUCUUAUCUUGCCUGAUCGUGAAUUCUAGAGAUUCUCCAAAUAUUAAAGUCGGAGAUUGAGAAAAAGGGUUUUUAGCUGUUGGGAUGUUAUUAUGUAUUUGUGUAUAUGUUCACUGCAUCAUAGCUUCAGUUGGUUGGGUUUGUUAUUAAUUAAUAAUUAUGCUAUUCUCACACGUUCACUACAGUGGAGUUGAUUUGUGUUAUGUGUAUUUUCUACUUGGACAACUCAAUCUAGUAGAUAUCCAUAUGUUUUUUAUUAGACAUAUGGGCGUGACAAACAAACUUUCUGUGUAAUAGCAUGAAAUUACCCUAAUUAACGCAACGUAGGAUUUGUUUGUUUUUUAGCAGAUUGGAUUUUGUUUAGUAAUAAUAUUUGUUAAUUGUCUUA
Striga asiatica is the source of this 1627-nucleotide messenger RNA. The record is from the annotation of a GenBank genome assembly. Lineage: Eukaryota; Viridiplantae; Streptophyta; Magnoliopsida; Lamiales; Orobanchaceae.